AUGCCAAAGCUUGGUAAAGAUGAUUAUAACAUAGUGCGGGCAUACAGACCAAUAACUUUAGAAAGUGUGAUAGGCAAGAUUUUUGAAAGAGUGAUAGCAAAUAGGCUGAGAUGGAAAUGUGAAGCAGAAGAAAUUUUUGCAGGAAGUCAGGAAGCAUAUAGGAAAAACAGGUCAUGCAUAAACGCAGUUGGCAGAAUGGUUCAGAACCUGCAGUUAGAAAAAGCAGACAAUAAGGUAUCAGUAGUGGCUGUCCUAGACUAUGAAUCAUGCUUUGAAAGAGUAUGGAGGUCAGGUCUUCUAUUUAAAGCUAGAGAAAAAGGAAUUAAAGGUAGGCUAUGGUUAUACUUAUACAACUACCUGUGUAACAGAAAAUUCUACAUUACUGUAAAUGGUGAAAAGUCAAGAGAUUGUGUAUCAAAAGUGGGAAUUCCUCAAGGAUCAGUUUUAUCACCAUUUCUCUGCAACAUAUAUACAAGUGAUGCCAUGACAAAUGUGACAAGUAAGCACACCGAAUUUGCCGAUGACAGUUCAAUGUGGGAAUCGGGGCUGGACAUCAAAGAGGUGAUACAAAAAUUGAAUAAAGACAUAGACACAUUAGUUAAUAUAUGGUGCACAAGGUGGAAUAUGGGAAUAGCAGCGGAAAAAACUGAGGUAAUGAUCAUUAAACCAAACGAAAGAUAUGACAUAGGGGAUGAAAGAGUCAUGUUGAAAAAUGAAACUAUCAAAGUUGUUAGACAGAAAAAAGUAUUAGGUAUAAUUAUUGAUGAUGAACUAAGCUUCUAUGUACAUGUUGAUAACAGAACAAGAUCUGGUUUCAAAGCUCUCAGGUCAAUAAGUCACUUUGGUAAUGAUAAGAGAGGAUGCGAUCAGGAAAUCUUCAUGAGACUGUACAAAACAUUAGUUCUUCCAGUGAUGGAUUAUGGUAUGCCAGUGGUAGCAUCUGCAACAGAUUAUGCUGAAAAGGAAUUUGGAAAAGUACAGAGAAAGGCACUACUGACAGCAACAGGGUGUAUGUCUUCUACAGCAACAGAUCAGCUAGAAGUGAUGACAGGUACUCUGCCCAUAUCCCUACACUUAAAGUGCAAAAAUGCAGAAGAGCUGAUUAGAUUCUACAGCAAAGUGGAAGAAAACCCAAUCAAACAAGACCUGCAGGCAUGGAUGACAGACAGAGCUAAGACUAACAAUUGCAUGUAUAAACUCCUAAUAAGUCAUUUCAAUGAGGUUAAGGGUAAAACAGAGUUAGAACAUGUAGAAACAGACUUCAAGUAUAGCAAGGAAGGAGGGCUAGAAUUAUGUAGAAAGGUCAGUUACAUCAAAAAUGAAGAAGAACAUCUGAAUAACAAAGACCAGCAAGUAGAGAACAUAAUUGAAAUAAUCAGUAAAUUAACAGACAGAGAAAUCAGCAUGUUCACAGACGGGUCUACGUUGGGAAAUCCAGGACCAACAGGAGCAGGAGCAUGCAUCUAUUUGAAAGACAAGCUAGCAAAGGAGGCAGCAAGUGAAAUGAUAGGAAAGCAAGAGAAUGAAAACACUAGGAAAGUAGAUAAGAAAGAAUUAGCAAAAGACUUAAGGUCAAAUGUGAAGCAAAAAUGGCAGAGAAGAUAUGAAAACACAGAAGAAUAUGAAACACAGAGAAAGAAACUAGAAACAGAAGUUGAAGAGGCUUCAAACAGACACAGUGAACCGGUGGCAGACAUAAACCUGAAAGUUCUGACAGGCAAUGUAGAGGGGAGGAGGGAGUUUGGGGCAGAAAUUCAGAAGCUAUUAAUGUCAUCACAAAAUCUGUUUGAUUCUAGCGAUUCAGAUGUUGAAACGCAGCCCCCUUCAGACUCAGUUGUAAUAAUUUCAAACGAAGACGGUAAUCAUAGUGAAGGCGGGGAAUUAACAUUUGCAUCAGUAAGAGCUAGGUAUGAUUAUGAGGACAUAAAUGUAGAGUCAAAUAUACAAACGCCUGGUUCUUCUGCUGCGGAUACCAGUGAUACUGUUUCACGCAAGCCUGAAAGUUCUGGGAGUUUGGACUUUGGCAGUUUUGAUAAUUGUAAGCCACCAGCUAAAGCUUAUUAA
Molecule: messenger RNA, 2064 nt
Organism: Mercenaria mercenaria
Lineage: Eukaryota; Metazoa; Mollusca; Bivalvia; Venerida; Veneridae
Exons: 5
Coding region: 1-2064 (687 amino acids)
Source: RefSeq, a predicted model, not a curated record